AUGCAACUUUUUUUGCUCGGUGGUCUAUUCUGCCAUUAUUCGUGGCUUUUCCUAGCUCCUACCAUUUGUGGUUGUACGUACGGAGGUCCAGCCGACCGUGGCCUGCGGACAAACCUUGGACCUCCGAAGAACAUCCUCGGCGGCUCGUACGCGAAUAAUGUGACGCUAUUCUUUCGGAAUUCCCCGUAUCGGAUAGAGAAAGAUCUGAUCGUUGAGAAGGGAGUGACACUGACGAUAGAGACUGGCACUCAGCUAUUAUUCGAUACGGGAGUCGGACUCAUCGUUCAAGGGAUAAUUCGAGCUGUCGGCAAUGAAUUCGCGCACAUCCAGAUGCUACCGUACAACCAGGAUUUCGAUCAGGAGUUUGACAUUCCGCGAUUUCGGCUGAUUGAUGGGCCAACUGUCAAGCAGGGUCGCCUCCAGAUGAAGAUCCACGAUCGAUGGAGGAGCGUUUGCACACAGUUGACAAAUUGGACGAGCGUCGAUUAUACGGUAGCCUGCCGGUCAAUGGGAUAUGCCGACGGAGGAUUCUGGCGUUGGUACCUUCGGAAUAACGACACAUUCCCGGCAGUAGUUCCCCGGCCAGACUGUCCGCCAAUGGCACCAAGUCUACUCGAUUGUCCGGGCCUAUCCGACGAGUCCAAAAUUCCGAUGUCCGAGAAUCUAUGCCAGGGUGAAGAUGAUGUCGGGAUGAUUUGUUGGGGACAGCCAACAUUCAAGGGGUGGAGUCGACACUGGAAAGGCCUUCAAAUCCUGAAUUCCCCGUUCGGUUAUGUGAACGCGGAUCCGGAUAAUGUGGCAGUACAGAGAGAAUCGGCCAGUCGACUCGAAUGGAUCGAUAUUUUGUAUGCCGGAUAUGAUGGAGCCUCAAAAAACGCAACGCCAGCCCUGUACAUUGAAGGCGUGCCACCGCUAAUGAACGGUAUCCGAGUGGAAAGAAGCGGCCGUGAUGGUGUCUAUUUCUACGAACCGAGUGGCCCGAUUUUGAUAGCAAAUUCGACGUUUUCCUUUAAUCGUGGCCACGGCAUUGCAAUCGACAACACGACAGAUGGUCGUGCAUUUAUCAAUUAUACGAUGAUUGAGGGAAAUCUGGGUGAUGGAAUCUGGUAUCGACAGAAAGGGAAAGGAAGUAUCAAUGUUGGACUCAUUGAUCGAGUGCAGGGCAGAACAAAGCGUCAGAUGCAGAUCAGCGACAGUCUCAACCAGAUCGAGAUUCCGCAAGUGGACAUUUGCCAGAAUCACUCGGCGCCAACGGCCCACUAUUUCCCCUACCUACUCCGAGCCCUUCUGGAAGAGAAUACGCUUCUGGACCCGCUAAUUCCAUCCCCGUGUUGGAUUACCAAUCCAGAGGAUACGUAUACCUUUCUGAGGAUCUGUGAGGGAGGGCAUGAUCCACAGGUUGAGACGUGUCUUCAUGAGCUCGCAAAAGUUCCGAUAAUUGAUGAGAAGUUGCCACAAUCGCUCGCGAUACGCUCCUCUGGAAAACCUCUAAUGAUCUCGCUAAUCCACGAAUUGGGCGGCGAUCUUCAAGGAUAUGUGAAAUCUGCAGUCGACGUCAUCUUUCGAGUUCAUGCUUCUGUCCUCGACAAAGCCUACUACGGCCUGAACGUGACAAACUCGAUUAUUCGUGACAAUAUCGGGAGUGGAAUCGAGGCAUGGGAUAUCAGAGACAGGACAGCACUCACUAAUGUCUCUAUACAAUCAAAUGAAGGACUGGCUGGACUGUUAAUAAGAGAUGGGGCAGCCGAUAUUUGGUUGAAUGAGACGAGAAUUGAUGAGAAUUGGGGUGAUGGAAUGAAUGUUUCGUAUGCUGGAGGGUCGAUUACGGUCAAUGGGACCAGUUUUAGGAGGAAUCGAUGGAGGGGCGCCGCUUUCCACUUCAACGAAACAUCUCCCUACCUUGCCCUCCACCAUGAAAUCAUCUUCAAAGGCCGUCCCUCGAAUAACAUCUUUUACGUUCCGACGCGUGUCAGUGAGAAUCUUUGGGGCGGAAUAUUAGUGGGCAAUUUCUGCUAUCCAGCCUACAGGAAUAUCGAACCAAAGGUUCUAAUAAAUUGGGUUCAAUUCGGAAAGAACGUCUACCAUCCAGCCCUCGAAAUAUUUGCCUGUCAAUCGGAUCGAGUGGCCAAAUCAAUUGUGGAUGUGACGGGGAACACUUUUGAGGCAAACGGCGGGAUGAGCCUCCGAAUCCUUCCACUCGUCAAUAUGCACGCUAUCAUUUCGAGUAAUCUCUUCAUGGCAAAUAACGACACGGCUCUACUCAUCAAAAACUCAGCCCAUCCGUGGCUGGGCAAUCUGUAUGCAGAUGUGGCAAUAUCAAAGAAUGCCUUCAAAUUCAAUCGAGGGCAAUAUAUCGUGAAUAUCGGAUUGAAUGAAGAUGCCCCAAAUCAGAAGAUGAUCUUCAAUCAACAGAAUGAAAUUAGGGAGAAUCGGGUAUUUAACCCGUAUCCCUCGCUGCAACCAAGGAGUACACCGUAUGCUGCACUCGUCGUGUCGAGCAGCAACGUCAUCCUCCACCGGAACUGUUUCAAGAACCCCGAGGCCGAAUACGAGAUCGCCACCGAGCUACAAGAACACGCAAAGUCAAUAGAUGCCAGGGAGAAUAAUUGGGGUAUCCCAUUCCCAUCCCAAUUCAUGAAGAAGAUCUUUGAUCAAUUCCUCCGCUACAGUCUCGCCUCAAUCGAUAUCGAUCCAUAUGCGGCUGUUUGUAAUCAAAGGAAUCCCCAUGUCACCAGACAACAAGAAUACUUCCGUCCAUUUCGGCCGAAUGACGAGAGACCAUUCGAGAUUGGAGGCGUUGUUUUUGAGAAUAAUGAUCUGCAAAAGGGAAGAUAUAUCGUCACUUCGGAUCUUCAUGUUUCUCCUGGGGCUAGAUUGGGCAUUGCUGCUGGGAGUACUUUCGAAUUUGCGCCGAAUGUUGGAAUGCUCGUUGAAGGUGAGAUGCUGCUGACAGAAUACCACGAAGGAGAUUGGACUCCAAAUGAGAAGACAGUCUUCACGGGACAACCAUUUGAAUUGCCUUUAAGCGAGAGAGUACGACUGAUAGAUGAUGACGGAAAUGAUCGAACGGUGGAAGGGAGAUUGGAAGUGAUGUUGGAGGGGCAAUGGGGUACUGUAUGCAACAGAUCCUGGACCGCACAACACGCACUUACCGUAUGCAAUCAAUUGGGCCUAUCAAUGGACCCGGAAUACUUUGAAAAUUGGCGAAUCUUCCCGCCAGCCGGCGACCUGCCAAUGUUAAUGGAUAACAUCAGAUGUGAAGAGAAUGAAGUUGAUAUCACAAAAUGUCGAUAUGAUGGAUUGUGGCAUAAUGUGGGGGCUGGGUGCAGACGGACUGAAGUUGUUGGCAUACGCUGCGUCCCGCCACGCUGGGCGGGUGUACGGUACUCACUCCUCGCCAAUCCUCCAAUGGUCACCGGCCAGCCGACCAUGAAGAAUUGGCUCAUCGAGAAAGCCGGCCUCUUCGAUUUCCGGAAGCCGGAAUUUUCCGCGGCACUCCAAGUCGAUUGGAACUACCAUACGUUCAACAAUUUGGAGAUACGGGACAAUUUCUGGGAUGGGCUCGAUAUCGUGUACAACGAUUUGACGAAGAAGCCGACGAUCAGGAAUGCGAUCAUUCAUAAUAAUCGAAGGAAUGGCAUACGGUUACGAUCGAAUGGGUUGACCAUUGAAAAUGUAACAAUCUCGAAUUCUGGCCUGGCCGGCGUCCAUUAUAAUUCGAUGGUAUCGACGGGAUUACAGAGGGAUAUUGUCUCGUGGUUGGACCGGAAGGAACAGCCCGAUUUGGAGGCAAACAACGUCUUUGCCAUCCCCUCAAAAGACCUGGCUCGUCUCGAAGUUCUCGAGUCACAUCUCAAUCAGCGUAAAUUCCUGGUGGCCAUGGUGAAUGGGGAUUGUCCAUUUGUAACGUACGAGGAAUGUGUACACGAGAUGACAUUGGAAGCAUCGGGAUUCGAAUACGGGAUGGCCAGUCGAUUGGCGGUCCAGAUCGUAAACCCAGCGAGUAAUGUCUCUGAUGAAGAAGCGAUAAUUACCGAUCCGAUCACCGGAAAAACCUACUCGGUGCGCAAGAACCAGAUCGAAUUCCCAGUUACUUCAAAAGGCCAAUCCCUCCACCUCCGCUACACCAGAAGUUGGGGCCAGCCAAAGAUGGUCUUGCUAGUGCUUUUCCUCGACGCCCAAGAGUACCUGGAUCGAUUUGUGCACGUUUUGGAGUCGCGGAUCGAUAAUAACCAAUACGGAGUGUCAUCAAUUCAUUACAACAAUCAGACGAUGUUUGACGGUACACUGACGAACAGAUGGUCUUAUGAGAAGCUAUGGUUCCAAAAGGUGAAUUUCACCCGGAAUAAGGAGGCUGUUCUCUGGAUGCAAAGUCCACAACAUAUCGUGCCGUGGGGAACACCGAUGGCUCAGAUAAUGUACCACAUCGAUAACUGCUCAAUUCACCACAAUUCUGGCCCUCUGGUCGAGACGCAUUGGGAUCUAUUUUCAUCGGCCAAUGUGUUCCACUGGAAUUUCUGGUCCAACACCUUUGCGAACAAUACAAAUUCUGGCGCAUCGGUCAGGUUGCCGGAUCCUUAUGAUGUGACGGCUAGACAUCAGGGGCACACGUUUUUGAUGACGGAGAAUCGUUUCGAGAACAACGAAGGUCUCCGUAUCCUCGUCGACGGUUUCCAUUCCUGGGUCAAUAUAUCUUCCAAUAAUUUCACCCAAAAUACUGCCCGGCUGGACUCUGGGCUGUAUGAAUUGGCCGGGAUGGAGAAGGACAUCAUCUUCGAGAGGAACAGAUUCCAUGGCAAUUGGGGCCAUUGGCUGCUGAAAAUGAACAUGGAAAGUCAGAGCGUGCGCAAUGGAUCGAAAAAUCUUCCGGCCUGGAUCCAGUACAACUAUUUUGAAGGAAAUAGGUUCAUCAAGGACGACGGUGAAUUCGUGGAUAUGUGGCCCCGUUCGUACGCUGUCGGAAUAUUUGGGACUCAACGAGCCGACGUUCACUUCAACCGAUUACGCAACGUAUUGAUGGACUUUGAGCUGGUGGCCGGGUGUACGCCAAUUCGCGUGCUGGACGAGAUGAAUGCCACGUAUAAUUGGUUCGGAUCUGGGAAUGAUGCCGAAGUGGCGCAGCGGGUUUUUGAUUUGGACGAUUGGAACAUCUACACCGUUGCCAAUUAUUCGCCCUACUUCGCGACCGAGGAGAUGUUUAUGAGUUUCUGGUGGAAACCGAGGAUCGGUCAGCUCGUCUACCCACAAUUCCCCGAGCCUUCCGGGUUGGAUUUGAAGGGGAGAAUGUGGCAGGACAAGACGCUGAAACUCGAGAUUGAGCAAUGGCCAACGGCCCCAUGGUACAACCGUCCAAUCUACAAUGCGACCAGUGGAGAGAUUGUGCCGCUUUGCGACCGGCAAUUUACAUUGCGUAAUGCACAGGUAGCGUGCCGUGAAUUGGGGAAGCAUAUUACGUUCCGGUUCUUGCAAGUGAACCUCUACUCUGCCCCUACAGACCUUGGGCGUUCCGAUGCCCUACGAGUUUACAGCUCUGACACUGGUGUCGGAGAAGUGGUGAUCGCAGCCGCUCGAAUGGACAAUAAUGACCGGGGAGGCGUGCGUUAUGAGAAUACUGGCGAAUUGAGCCCGAAGGUGGUCAUUGAAGAAUGCUCAAUGUUCCGCAACGGUAUCCAUUUCUAUGGUAAUAUCUCCACUACAAUGCACGCUGCCUCUUUUUACCUCCACAAUACGCAGCUUCUACUCUUCCGCGCGAAUUCGUUGGCGCAUAAUCGGGGCGGUAUUCUGAUCGAUUCGAUCUCUGAGACAGCAAUGGCUCGUCUAAAUGCCGUCAUCAAGGCCAAUCUAUUCUCUUUCAACACAAAUAGUACCGUCAUCGAGCUGAAGGGCAAUGGAUUCCAGAAAGUGACGAUGGUUAACAACGUUAUUUCGCACAACUACGCUUUCUACCACGAUACGGUCUAUGCGGUGGAUGUCAUUGUGAAUAUGACGAGGAAUACCAUCACGAAUAACACUGGGCUGCAUACGCUUGACAUCCGCACAGCAAAAUCGAAGGGCAAUUCCGAGCCACACCUUUUCCUCCGGAACAAUUUGGAGUUCAACCAUGCCCUUGGUCAUGGCCAUCAAUAUAUCCAACGAUAUGGCCAUGAAUUGGGGUGGAUGGACGAGUUCCAACUUUACAAAAGACCGAAGAGACAGGUCUCCUACCCCGUGUUUCGUCAAGAGGGAGUGUCAUUCGAUUGGUGGACACACGUCGAUCAGAAUACGGAUCGAUACCGUAGUACCGUAUAUGCCGGAAGCUCCAGGCAACACUUCUUGGAAAACGUGUUCAACAACCCGGCGAACGAGCUCGACCUGACCACCUCAAAUCGGACGAAUUGGGAUAUUGGAGCAGUAGAUGCAAAGGAGAACUAUUGGGGAUGGCCAUCAACAGAAUCUGUGGCUGCUGGACGGAUAAGGGAUGGGGCUGAUCUACCAUAUCUCAUACGUGUAGAGUACACUCCCGUACUCGAAUCGAAUACUUCUCUCAUCGAAGGGGAUUGCCGGGCUGGCUGGUUCCAGGUGGGAAAAGAAGAAUACAAGAGUUGCUACCUAUACGUCGGUGGAGCGGCAACAUACGAGAGAGCCGUGGAAUAUUGUGAAGAGCUGGGAGCCUUCCUACUCUAUCUGAAUGAUGAUGAUCCAAGACAAAAGGAAAUGGCCGAGAGGAUAGAUAUGAUGGAGAGGAGGGGGCUGACCGAGUUGGAACAGACGACACCGUGGCUCAGGACGCGGGACGACAUCCACAUCUGGGUUGGGUCUGCCUCAUUUGCUUGGCCACAGUGUGGAUAUCUUUCGACAAGGACGAGCAGGACACAAUAUGACAAUUGCCAAGCCUUGCGACCAUUUGUUUGCGAGAAGGGUGAG
This is a messenger RNA of Mesorhabditis spiculigera, 6903 nucleotides long. NCBI's taxonomy places the organism in Eukaryota, Metazoa, Nematoda, Chromadorea, Rhabditida, Rhabditidae. The record is from the annotation of a GenBank genome assembly.